Molecule: messenger RNA, 6242 nt
Organism: Ictalurus punctatus (channel catfish)
Lineage: Eukaryota; Metazoa; Chordata; Actinopteri; Siluriformes; Ictaluridae
Product: E3 ubiquitin-protein ligase RNF166
Exons: 7
Coding region: 230-1162 (310 amino acids)
Biological process (GO): protein polyubiquitination; ubiquitin-dependent protein catabolic process
Molecular function (GO): ubiquitin protein ligase activity
Source: RefSeq, a predicted model, not a curated record
AAAAGCGAGCUGGUCUAUUGUUUAGGAAAACGCUGUUGCAAAGCAUUAUGGGGAGUGUAGUGAUUGAAGGCCGUCAUGCUGCGAAGGUGCUUCUUGACAAAACUACAACACCCAUGCAGCAGUUCACCUGAAAAGACGCUCUUAACGGUUUGGUUAAAGCUCCGCUGGUAAUGUUUACUUCUUUGCUCAGACGGCGUGUGAGUGUGUGCUUUAUGUGCUGGCUGGACAGAUGCGCUAUGUAACGCCGUUUGAUUUGUGUUUUUCUUGGUUUAAAUCACACGGAAGUGGUGUUCCGGUCGACAGCGCACUGGUGAUACACACAGCAAAGGAAGCAGAAAAAGAAGAAGCUCAUUUUGAAGAAGCAGCUGAGAGGAGGCAUCCAGUGUUCAUGAUGGCGAUGUUCCGCAGUUUUGUUUCGGCUGCUCAGCUCAGACAGUCUCAUCCCCAGCCCCAGCUGCAGCAUGGAGAGAGUCUGGAGAGCCAGUUCUCCUGCCCCAUCUGCCUGGAGGUUUAUCACAAACCCGUCAGCAUCGCCAGCUGCGCUCAUACGUUCUGUGGUGAUUGCCUUCAGCCGUGUCUCCAGGUGACGUCUCCUCUCUGUCCAUUGUGUCGCAUGCCUUUCGACCCCAAGAAAGUGGACAAAUCUUCCAGUGUGGAGAAGCAGCUUUCCUCUUAUAAAGCACCAUGCCGAGGGUGCAGCAAAAAAAUCACGCUGGUCAAAAUGAGGUCACACAUCUCAUCUUGCACAAAGGUGCAGGAACAGAUGGCCAACUGCCCAAAGUUCAUGCCUGUGGUUCCCACAUCACAGCCGAUUCCCAGUCCCACCAGUGUUGUUAAACAUCACAGCCGAGUGAAGAGCAGUGCCAGUGUCAGCAAUAUUCCAAACCGAUCGACAUUUGUGUGCCCGUAUUGUGGGGCGCGAAACCUCGACCAACAAGAGCUGGUGAAGCACUGUAUGGAAAACCACCGCAACGACCCCAACAAAGUGGUGUGUCCCGUGUGUUCAGCCAUGCCCUGGGGUGACCCCAGCUACAAGAGCUCCAACUUCCUGCAGCACCUCCUGCACCGGCACAAGUUUUCCUAUGACACAUUUGUGGACUACAGCAUUGACGAGGAGGCUGCACUGCAGGCAGCACUGGCCCUCUCUCUGUCCGAGAACUGAGAGUCUUGUCCCAGUAGCCUCCACCAAUCACCACCUCCUAUCCAAUCACCAUCACUUACCCCAACCUCGUUAACCAAUCAGUUAUCUUUCUGCCUCCUUCAUGCUGCAGACAUGAACAUAAAGGAGAAUCAUUUUCAUUCUCUGUUCUGUACCUGGUGUUAGUCACAUGAUGCUGAUCACAUGAUCUCCACAAUUUUCUGCCCAGAAUUCUUCUCUUCCUUCACUGAUGGAGGAGGAGCAUGCAGUCAUUCAUAACUGCUGCAGUCAAUAACAACAGCAUUCCAUUGUGUAUCUCGCAUCUUUUGGCAAAGAAUACAGCAAGCUUCAGUUGAUGUUUGAGGGGGAAAAAACAAAACUACAUUUCACCAUCAAACAUUUUUCCUUCAAUUCUGUUUUUCUCUCUCUUUCUGGGUUGCUCAAACAUGGACAGAUGGCAGUGUAAGUAAGAAAAGGCAUCACAUAUCCCAGACUGGAUGAGAGCAUUAUUCCAGGCUUGAAUGAUGUCGCUAGGCCAGCACCGAUGUCCUUGGCUGACUACCCUAUCAUUGCCAUGGUGACCGUAUAAAUGAUGGACAACUCAGUACCAGGAGUCUCCUGUUGGCUAAAUAUGAGUGAGAGAGAGAGAGAGAGGGUGGUCCAUCACUUUACUGUAAGCAGAAGGAAGCUGAGAUGAAUGAUGAUACCUGCCUUGUGGGAAUGACUCAGCUUUAGGCAAUACUCAUACAGCAGAGAGAGAUGAUCCCAUGUUCACACCAUCACCAAUAUCACGACUUGGCCAUCACUAAACAUUCCCCCUUUCUUUAAUGUUUGUUUAUUUUAUUAUUUAGUUAGUCACGAACACUCACGAUUUUCUACAUGACUGAAUUCUAGUUCAAAUGUUCUUUUAUAGUUCUCCAACAGGAUACUAGUACUGCUUUUAUCUUCAUUCUGCUCUUUACUGGUUUACCUUGCUACAAUAAUAUUUUUUACAAAGCAUCAAAUUAGAAGAAUAUCUAUUUUUGGAAAAAUGUUUCCUUUAACAUGGUGCACUAAUACCGAGAAGGUGAAACGUGUGCUGAUUUGUUCAAAUGUCUCCAUCUCAGAGGUGGAGAAUAGGCCAUGAGGCCGCGGAGGGGAUGUAGACGCAAAGCUCGACCACUAGGUGGCACUAAGUGUUCGCUCCAUGGGAAGUCUGGCCUGAACCAUAGCCAUUCAGAGCCCAGUUUCAUGUCGUAUUUGCAUGAUGUGUGUAGUAGAUUUCAUGCCCAGUGUUUGUUACCAGCAGGGAGUCAUUAUGUGGGUCUGGAUAUCAGACUGAGAGGAUUUAUUGUAUGACAAUAUUACUCUCAUGGUGAUGGAUAUUAUGUUGAAUUAGGCAGUGUAGUAUUGUGUAUGGCAGUGUUGACAUUUAUUCCUUCAGCAGACAGAGGCAGAACGUAAUCCAAGCAUAGAGCAGUUGAUGGUUAAAGGACUUGAUUCAGAAGCCCAUUUCCUGAUCAACUACCACUGUCCCGUAUUGAGUAGCUGGUGAAAGACAAAUUGAGAACUACCUGAAUCAAAAUUUGGUUAAAAAUAAACUGGAAUGGGAUGUAACCAUCUAUUUUCAGAUUAACAGUCGGUUGUAAAACAGACAUGGGCACUGAAAGACAAAUUAGAAAAUGUCCGUCACUGGCAGUUGGUGUUUUUCAUCAGAUCCUUUCGUCUUAUCUUUUGUAAUAUAUUUAAUUUCGCUUUAAUUAUUCCAGCAAUUUAAACCAGAGCGUUGAUCACAAUCAUUUUGUAUUGUUUGUAUUGUCAGUUGAUGGUGAAGUUAUGAAAUCAGUUUGUCCUGAACAUUUUGGCAGCCUGGCUACAUGCAGAGAGAUGACUCACUGAGAAUGUGAUGGAUUUAGAGAAGACGCCGAGAGUUGGCAGUGAUUGGUGGGUGACAAUAUUCAGUUUUAUAUUCGAGUUUCCAAUCACGAGUGCAUAAUCGUUGUUAUUUUCUUUUACGGCUGUAAAGUUUAUUCUUUAUAAAGUGCUUGAUUUAGAUGUCAUUUCUCCUGAUGUGUCCUUGUCCUCCGUCUUGUGUGUCUAUGACUCCUAACAGUGUGUGUAAUAUGAAGUUGUGCAAAAAAACACGGGAGAAACGAAACCUCUGCCUUUGUGUGCUGGAGUCUUAGUCCAAGCGUAACAGUUUAUAAGAGGCAGUUUAAUGGAAAGAAUUGAAACUUGUACGUGUGAAUAGUAAGAUUGUGACCUCGUUACUGGUGCAGGGUUUAAACCCUGACUACGGUGAGGUCAUCGUUACAGAAAGGGCAGGUAAAAUGUUGCACUUUGCUUCUAAUCAGUAAGGAUUUUGUCCUGGUAUGUUAAUCUGCCUGUGUACUGUGAAGUAGGCAUGUGCCGAUCAAUAUUGUUGCGAGGGCACUUUAAAUAAUUAUUAAAUAUUGUCAGGAGUAAUAUUGAAGCCUUUUUAAGCAGCAUUUGCUGUCUUGUGAUAAAGUUUCCUUUGUGGUUAAGAUGCAAAAGUAUUUAGACAGAGUGACCGCAAAAGGUUUUUGGACACAGACUGACAGAAGUAGCAGUGACACCAUGUAAUUAUUAUAGAUAGUGUUACAUUUGCAGAAUAUCUGAUUUGUGCAGAAUAAUUGUCAAUUUAAUGAAGUUACUGUACUGGCUUCUGAAGUUUGGAAAAUUCAAGGAAUUUAGACAAAAUAUCUAUAGAAUAUAUACAAUGCUGCAGUAAAUCGACCUGAUUCAGGCUGCAUGCGUUGCAUAGGAGUAAUAUACAGGGGAUAUAAAAAGUCUACACACACCUGUUAAAAUUGCUGGGUUUUGGGAUGUAUAAAAAAAAAAAUUUCACCAAAAUAAAUCAUGUGAUAUAGCAUCCAACAAAAUUCAAGUAAAGAACGAAUAGAAACUUUUUUUUUUCCAAGGGAAAAUUUAGGCAAAAGUCAAAAAACGUGUAAUAACCUGGUUACAUAAGUAUACACACCCUUUUAAAAUGUCUGUGCUCAGUAUUAACCAAUCACAUUCAUUAAUCUGAUGUUGAAAAUUCUAUUUCAUACACGUCAUUAAUAACGAUUCUGAUUAACCCCAAAUAAAGAUCAGCUGUUUCUGUAGGACUUUCUUGACAUCUUGUUUCAUCCGACCGCUGAAGCCAUGGUCCACAAAGAGUUUCAAAAAGCAUGUACGAGAUCUCAUUGUAGAAAGGUAUCGAUCAGGAGAGGGGUAAAAAGAAUUCCCAAACAUCAGAUGUACCAUGGAAUCGACAAGUAGAGAACAUGGGGUACCACAGAGACAUUACCCAGAACAGGAUGUCUCGCAGAAAUAGAUGAAAAGACUAGACAAAAACUUACCAGGGAGUCUUCCCAGAGACUUACAGCAACAUUAAAAGGGCUGCAGGAAUAUCUGGCAGGUACUGGUUACGCCCUGCAUGUGACAGCAAUGUCGCUUAUUCUUCAGAUGUCUGGGCUGUGGAAUGAUUUGAAGAGGGCUGUGCACAAGAGAUCCCCUCAGAUAGAUCUGUAAUAGAUCUGGAGAAGUUUUACAUGGAAGAGUGGAAUAAAAUUGACAACUGAAGAUGUGCUAAGUAGGUAGAAUUUUACCCCAAAACAGUGUGUGCUGUAUUACAAGCAAAGGGUGUUUUAACAAGGUAUUAGUUAAGGGGUGUGCAUACUUAUGCGACUAGGUCUGAUGUUUGUUUGUUUGUUUGUUUUUUUUCAUUUUCCAACCCCCCCCCCAAAAAAAAUAUAUAUAUAUAUUACUAUUCGUUUUUUAAUUGAAAUCAUGAAAAGAUUUUUUUUUUUCUUGGUGUCAUUUUUUACAUCAUUUUAAGUGGGGUGUGUAGACUUUUUAUAUCCACUGUACCUGUCAUAUUUGGUCUGGCAAGGCUUCCUUGAAGGAUUGCAGCUGCCACUGUGUCACCUGUGUGGCAUCAUUAAUGAUGAGAACAGGUGAAGGUAAUAUGUAGUCCUGUUUGUAAUAUUACUAUAAUAUUGUAAGAGGUUAUGAUGAGGUUAAACAGUUAUCGGAAUGAAAAAAUUAUAAUCGGUACAUGCCUACUGCCAAGUGUGCUUUGUAACAGUCACAAAAAAAAUUGCGCUUUGGAGAAUAAUCUUUUUUUUUUUUUUGUGACAUUUAUGGAUGACAGUAUAAUGGCAAACAAUAAUAAUAAUAAUAAUAAUAAUAGUAAUAAUAAUAAUGGCAUUUGGUGUAUUUGUGUGCAGUAAUGUGUUUAUUUGGCUUUAUAAGGAUGUUAAUAAGGAUUGUAAGGGUUUUUAAAGCUGCAGGUGGUGCGACUGUUGCAUGAGAAUCCUGUUCUCAUAAUUAAACACAGCGAAGAGAGUAUUUGGACUAAAAACUGCAGAAAACUUUGGACGUUUCUUUUGCUGUUCAAACUCAACGAUGACCUGUGACUGCGUGAUUCAUUUCCCCAAACUUUUUUACUUAUUUACUAUCAAUGCUAUUUUCUAAGUGUUUGUAAUAUACCAUGUGCAAAUAAUAUUCAUGUUCACUGCUGUAGCAUAACACGUAGGUUUUUAAACUUUUUAUAUAUGGCACUUUGCUUUUACUUUUUUCCUGGCUCCCUUUGUGAACGAUACAAAGCGGAUCAUUUCCAUACGUGUGUCUCCCGCAUUGUGGGCCGGGAGUCCAUGCAGGCUGAAGCAUGAGCUGGAGAAAUGAAUCACUUCAGCAUUCCCUUUGGGGCUCGACAUGGAAGAACAAGGACUAUAUAUGGAUGUCAGUGGAUACAUGAGGACACGUGGCUUCUUGCUCAGGAGAGACUUGUCGUUUUCCUGUAGCUGUUAGCAGGAGCUUGCUUGUGGAGACAAAGGGGAGGACACCUCACAAGAUAGCGGCUCCAUCACUGAUCCUGUGACUGCAAGGUGUGCGUGUGCGCGUGCGUGUGUGUGUGUGUGCGCGCGCGCAAAAGCUGUCUCAGUGGAAAUAUGCAUUCAUGACGUAAUAAUGAUAUAACAGUAAUAACGAUGAUUGAUAUGAUGCUAACACCAGUGUGGAGUGUUGAAGCUGUAACGCUGUUUGAGGUUUAAUAGGUUACUUAUAUGAUGUAUUUGUAGCAGUUUUUCCCCCUCAAUAAAACCACUGACCCAUCUUA